Betta splendens (Siamese fighting fish) is the source of this 1892-nucleotide messenger RNA. RefSeq names its product SDS3 homolog, SIN3A corepressor complex component (gene suds3). Gene Ontology annotation, molecular function: histone deacetylase binding. Gene Ontology annotation, cellular component: Sin3-type complex. Gene Ontology annotation, biological process: negative regulation of transcription by RNA polymerase II. The record is from RefSeq and is a predicted model, not a curated record. Lineage: Eukaryota; Metazoa; Chordata; Actinopteri; Anabantiformes; Osphronemidae. The coding region runs from base 347 to 1207 and encodes 286 amino acids. The transcript has 12 exons.
CUAACGUUACAUGUCAGGCACCCAUCUGCUAAAAGCACACUAUAUCAUGAUACGGUAUCUAAAUAGUAUCAUUGUUCAAAACAUUUAAAAGCAAAAUACGACUGUAGUUUUAAUUUAGGUUAUGAGACAGGCCAGAUUUAGCUGAGCUGCAUUCACAGUGUUAUCACAUGAAAGCCAAAUCGCAUUCAUGGCGUUAAUUAGCCAACUGGCUACGUAACGUUAGCUCAGAGCGUUGACGGGUCGGCAGACAGGCAAACCCCUGCGUGCUGUGUCCACUGCACUGCCCUUUUUGCACAAUUCAGUGAGACAGGACGGGCUGCAGUCAAAGAGAACGAGGGACGAGGCAAUGACAACAUUACGAGACACAGAGGAUGCCAGUGAAACAGACCUUGCCAAGCACGAUGAGGAUGACUAUGUGGAAAUCAAAGAGCAGAUGUACCAAGACAAACUGGCUUCUCUGAAAAGGCAGCUGCAGCAGUUACAAGAAGGUACGCUGCAGGAGUAUCAGAAGAGAAUGAAAAAGCUAGACCAGCAGUACAAGGAGAGGCUCCGAAAUGCAGAUCUAUUUCUUCAACUUGAGACAGAACAGGUGGAGAGGAACUACAUCAAGGAGAAGAAGGCAGCUGUGAAGGAGUUUGAUGAUAAAAAGGUUGAACUGAAAGAAAAUCUAAUUGCUGAGCUGGAGGAGAAGAAGAAGAUGAUAGAGAACGAAAAGUUAACAAUGGAGCUGACAGGUGAUUCUAUGGAAGUGAAGCCCAUCAUGACCCGAAAGCUGCGACGGCGGCCCAAUGAUCCGGUCCCGAUACCAGACAAACGGAGAAAACCUGCACCAGCUCAGCUGAAUUAUUUGUUAACAGACGAACAGAUAAUGGAAGAUCUAAGAACACUAAAUAAGCUCAAAUCACCGAAGCGGCCAGUGUCUCCCUCGUCACCAGAGCACGUCCCCUCCGCCCCCAUUGAGACCCCCUCCCAGCGCUACGAGGCUCGCAUCGAGGAGGGCAAACUUUACUAUGACAAAAGAUGGUAUCAUAAAAGCCAAGCCAUCUACCUGGAGUCAAAGGACAACACCAAGAUUAGCUGUGUCAUCAGCUCAGUAGGGACCAAUGAGAUCUGGGUGAGGAAGACGAGUGACAGUACAAAGAUGAGGAUUUACCUGGGGCAGCUGCAGAGGGGAGCGUUUGUCAUUCGCCGACGAUCGGCCGCGUGAAAUAUCUGCCUACCCUUCCCUCCAACCUCCAUCUGUUCCUUUAUCCAUCUAUUAAUCCAUCCACCCGUUCAGCCUCUCCAUCAUCCGGUUUCCCCAUUCAGUGCAUCUCAGUUGGAUUGAACCUGUGGACCUUUAUUCCUCUUCAUACACAUGGCCCCCUGCUACACAAACACAUGCACUCUGUCUGUCAUAGAAAAAAUUAUCUCAUCAGAUUUGGUUUGUUUUUUCCAGUUUAAACCAAAUGUCAGUACAAUGUGACUGUUAUCUAAAAGUGCUUGUCACUAUGUGUGAAGCCCUCAACACACAUCAUUUCUCUUCCUCGCAGUCUUAACUUCAUGGUUAAGUUAUUGUUUUUUAGCCAGGUAAACAGUCCUCAAGCGUCAAGUCAUGUCUCAAUGAGGUUGUGCAACAAACAAGCAUUGAAAACCUAGUAUUAUUAAACCGUCAUGCAAAUGUUCCAUCAACAGUUGGAGGCGACUUUCUUUGAUGGCUUGUUAAAAAACCUAUUGACAUUUAGUUUCUUAUUUGGGACAAAAUGUAUUUCGUCUUUUUCAUGUUAAUAUUUUUGUCAGAUUAUGUGAUCACUCGAUGUGUGAAUGCCCUGAUGUGACUCAGCGGUAUUUGCAUGUGGAGCAUUAUGUUGUUACUGUUUCCAUUUUAUUAAAAUAUUUUUGCCUUUUCAUAA